This is a messenger RNA of Arabidopsis lyrata subsp. lyrata, 530 nucleotides long. Its product is annotated as non-specific lipid-transfer protein 2. Gene Ontology annotation, biological process: lipid transport. Lineage: Eukaryota; Viridiplantae; Streptophyta; Magnoliopsida; Brassicales; Brassicaceae. The record is from RefSeq and is a predicted model, not a curated record.
CAUUUAAAACUCCAUAUCUCCAUCUAUUUAUAAUAACUCUUACCAUCAAUAAAUAUCAAAAAACACAAAACUCAAACCUCAAUUAUUCUUAAAACUAAAAAAAAAAAAAAAAAAAAAAAUUGUAAUCGAACAGAAAAUUGUUAGGAUUCCAAGACAUGAAGUUUACAACAUUGACACUGCUCGUGCUGGUGAUAGCAAUCGAAUUGUCUCCAACGUUGAUCAGAGCCACGAUGGUUGAAGGUCCGACCGGAGAUCAGAAAGUGACAUGCAAUGUACUUGAUGUUAUGAUACCAUGUUUACUACCGUUAACCAAUAAACUGAUUAUGCCGACUCCACAUUGUUGUCAAGUAAUGAGAGAACACGAAACGUGUUUGUGUCAAUUCAUAAAAGGCGGCGAGUGGUGGUCACAAGCACUUUUCAAUUCUCCAAAUGGUCAAAAAACUUGUAAAGCUUGUAAUAUUCCUUAUCCUAAAUGUUGAACCUCAUGAUGUCUAGAAAUAGUUUUAUUAAUAAUUAUUGAGUGGAUUUUU